AUGUUAAAUAUAUGUUUGGCUUUGCUCCCUACAUCUAACACUCCUUCAACAAGAAACUUGCUUGGUGAGCACACCGAGAAUGCCCUGAAAUCUUGGCUCCAGAAACAGGGGCGUGACAUUCUUCCAGAAUCCCUCCUGAUCACAGCAUCCGUAUUGUUUGGAUGGGUCGACCCCCUUGAUCUUAUCGCCGUCCUUCAUAUAAGCCUCAAAAUGGCCACAGUGGAGAGACAGCUCCAGCAAGAAGAGUACACUGACAUCACAUUCCUUGUGCAAGGAGGGUGUUGCUUGAUGGAGGAGAGGAGGUAUCAAGCUCAAAUGGAGCUUUCGUUAUUCAGUAAAGCUAUUGAGAAUGUGUAUGAAGAGCUGAACACCCAAUAUCACCCAUGUAAGGCAUGCUCUCAUGAGAUGAUUGUUGACACUGAUUUUUCCCCUAGCUACAUGGCAAAGGACAAUGCUGAGAGAGAACCCUGUCGUGCAUUCAAUUUUGUUCCCUCUCAACCAUCAAAAGCUACUCGAGAGAAAUGUGAGGCAUGGCUUUCCAUGUCAUGGCAGUUUCAAGCUGGUUUCCCGCGAACUCAAGAAAUUCCUCAGUUUCACCAACACAUAUCAAAGCCCAACAAUUCAUUUCUUCCCUUGCCUUGCUUGAUAAAACCUUGGGUUAGUAGUGUCACAUAUGGUGACUAUAUCACCGCAUCUUGUGCAGUCACGAAGCCCAUCCGCCUCGACAACCCCAACGGCUUCAAAACAAAGGGGGACAAACUGCUGGAUGUGCUCAAGUCAGAUUUUCACAUUCUGCAGCUGAUGAAACGACGAGCACAGUCCGAAGUAGACAUGUUCUCUGAAGCCAUUGCAUGCACUGCUGGGAUUGGGUGUACUAAUGAUGGCACAUGCACAUCUUCUGGAAGUGCAAUGACUUAUGAAUCACGCCUACCUAGCAACUUUUCUGAUAAUCAGUCUGAUGAUUGGUUUGACGAUUGGUUCAAUGGCUCUAUAUCUUCCAAUGCUUCCGUGCUCAUGUGA
Messenger RNA from Suillus bovinus, 1020 nucleotides. RefSeq lists its product as uncharacterized. The coding region runs from base 1 to 1020 and encodes 339 amino acids. The transcript is spliced from 5 exons. NCBI's taxonomy places the organism in Eukaryota, Fungi, Basidiomycota, Agaricomycetes, Boletales, Suillaceae. The record is from RefSeq and is a predicted model, not a curated record.